Messenger RNA from Miniopterus natalensis, 2183 nucleotides. It is a transcript of the gene SDHAF1, whose product is annotated as succinate dehydrogenase complex assembly factor 1. Lineage: Eukaryota; Metazoa; Chordata; Mammalia; Chiroptera; Miniopteridae. Gene Ontology annotation, biological process: mitochondrial respiratory chain complex II assembly. The record is from RefSeq and is a predicted model, not a curated record. Gene Ontology annotation, cellular component: mitochondrion.
UCUCCCAACGGUGCUGCUGCUUCGCGAUUCCCGGCCGUUGCCUGCGCGCGCCCGCGGCCCAGCUGGACCAUGAGCCGGCCCAGCCGGCUGCAGAGGCAAGUUCUCAGCCUGUACCGCGAGCUGCUGCGCGCCGCGCGCGGGAAGCCGGGAGCCGAGGCGCGGGUGCGAGCCGAGUUUCGGCAGCACGCCUGCCUGCCACGCACCGACGUCCUACGCAUCGAAUACCUGUACCGCCGCGGGAGGCGCCAGCUCCAGUUGCUGCGCUCCGGGCACGCCAAGUCCAUGGGCGCCUUCGUGCGCCUGCGGGGCGCGAGCGAGGAGCCCGCGACGCCUGAGGAGGGUGAGGAUUCGAGGAGCCCGCUCGACGGCGUGUGGUCACCGAAGACCCCGCGGGAUGGACGGUGACAGGCUGAAGAGCUCACCGGAUGGCGCAGGGGGACGGUGGGGCGGGGGGCGCUUGUCUGCGUGGGUGGUGGGACCGGGGAACCCACCUGGUGGGAGGUGAGAAGUGUUGAGAGACUAGCUCUGUGGAUUGAGGUAAUCGGAAAGCCCUCCUGGCGACGUAGGGUCCAAAGACCACUAUGAUGGAUGACGAGAGAUGCUUGACCUCGUACGAUUCGUGGUAACUUGUCGGACUCCCUCAGGAGAGCUCGGGGCGGCCUGGGUCGCCGGCUGGCUGGACUGUGUCAAGCUGAGAGCUACUUAACUCUAAGGCAUGAGGAGCCAGGACGCCCCCCACUGGACCAAAAGAGACUGAAACACCCUCUCUUGACCCCUGGCUCCUGAACUCCUCUCUCUGUAUUUAACUGAUAACAGCGGACUUUUUUUGCUGAGGAAUUUGAGAAGAUGCCCUGAUGGACGGUGAGAAGCCCCAAAUCUCUUUGGAAAACUUUCACCCCAUUAAUUGCAACAGCUAGGACUGGUGAGGAAAGGGCUAGGGCUGCUAUCCCGGCUGAUCAUUUAAAGAACCCUCAAGACCUCUACACCUACUGGUUCUGAGGGGAAGCCCUGACUCCUGCGCCCUUCCACCCUCAGGACUGCCGAACAAAGGGAAUAAAGUUGGGGAUGUCCUUAUUUCCCUGUUGGUGAUCUUAAAGAUUUUAUGUGUUUGAGGAUUUUUAAAGAAACCCACACAUGCCAAGAAGUGAACGUCUGGGAGGGAUGGGUGAUGGGAGCUGUCUUCCCCUCUGGAGCCCCUAGAUUGGCAGGCUGGUUGAAGCAGCAUAGAUCUCUCCCCUGGGCAGAUUCAUGGGGCCCACACUGGUUUGACCCCAAAGAAACACCAGUUGACUCCUUAAUGGGGAGUAGUGAGGCAGGAGAGGAGAUGGUGGAGCUGAGACCUGGCUGGUAACUUCUGAGGCAGUGGGGGUCUCAGACCUGGUUGAGGAGUCCACCCUCAGCAGCAAGCUGGGCUUUUUGUCAGCAAGGCCCAGACGUGGGGGAGGAGAGAUGGACCUAUAGGCCACAGGCAGGCCCCCUCCCAUGUCCCAGUAUGGACUUGUUCUGGACAUUCUUUGGGGUACUGCAUUUGCAAUCCUGAGCUGUAUUUGCACCCGGGUCGGUUAAAUAAGUGGGAAACAGAUGAAUUCUUAGCAGAUGAAGUUGAUAGGAGGAGGAGGACCUUAGGAAAGGAGCCCAGACCUUAAACCAAAGGGAGGAUGGCAGAAGAGAAAGUCUCUGUCCUAAUCCCAGUGGGGGUGGCAGGUACCCAAUAGUUAUAAAGUGGGGUUGAAAUUUGAAGAAUUAUAAGGACUUUGCCAGAAGGUAGGGAUAGGCUUCUAAGCAGGAGGUCCAGUGUGGGCAAAGGCCUGGAGGCUUUAAGGGGGAGAAAUGCAGGGUCCCGAGUGGGACCUGGCAUGCCCCAGGGUACAGGCUGUUUGGCUUCUAGUUCUGCUUUGUUUCUGGUUAGUACUCACCUUACCUCUCAGGACCUUUGUCACUUUGUUCAUCUCUUAGCCUCAGUGUUUUUCAUCAGGGUAAUCCUGUUAACCCUGCCCUGGCUCUAUCUCAGAGUAAAAACUAAAGUCAAAAGUGGCUAAUAGGGUCCUACCCAUCCAGCCCCCAUUAUGUCUCUUCUGCAUCUCCCACCUCUCCCUCUCGCUCACUCUGGACUCCAUAUCUUGCGCCCUAACAAGCUUCAGGACUGGAGAACUGUGAGAAAUAAAUUUCUAUUAUUUAUAAGC